This is a messenger RNA of Vicia villosa (hairy vetch), 2108 nucleotides long. Its product is annotated as organic cation/carnitine transporter 3-like. Gene Ontology annotation, biological process: transmembrane transport. Gene Ontology annotation, molecular function: transmembrane transporter activity. The transcript has 2 exons. Gene Ontology annotation, cellular component: membrane. The record is from RefSeq and is a predicted model, not a curated record. NCBI's taxonomy places the organism in Eukaryota, Viridiplantae, Streptophyta, Magnoliopsida, Fabales, Fabaceae. The coding region runs from base 89 to 1615 and encodes 508 amino acids.
UUUACAUAAACCACCAAAUUCACUUUUCAUAACACAUAAACUUCUUUCAUCCUUUGUUUCUCAUUCUCAUUUUUUUCAUCAUCCACACAUGGCAGCUAUAGAAGAGUUACCUUCUUCCAUUCCUCAACCUUCUUCCAAGGAAAAAGUGUUUCCAUCAAUAGAUGAUAUGAUGGAAAAGGGUUUAGGAAGAUUUGGUUGGUUAGAAGUUAUGCAGUGCAUUCUUGUUUCAUUUGCAUCAUUCUUUGAUGCACAACAAUCAUUCCUAACGAUUUAUACUGAAGAAUACCCGACAUGGCAUUGCACGAAUUCGACAUUAUGUAACUCAGAUUCUAAUAUCUGUAAUAUCCCUAAAUCUUCAUGGUCAUGGGAUGGACCGUCACACAAAACAGUGAUAUCACAAUGGAGUCUUGAAUGUGCCAGUAGCUUCGUUACUGGUUUACCGCAAUCUUCGUUCUUCAUUGGUUGCCUUUUCGGCUCGAUUCUUCUUGCAACUUUAGCGGAUACGUCACUUGGAAGAAAGAACACGCUUGUUAUGUCUUGUUUAUCAAUGUCUAUAUUUUCAAUUCUCAUAGUUUUCUCUACCAAUAUUUGGAUUUACUCUGCUUUUAAAUUCGUGAUUGGCUUUCUGCGUUCCUCAAUCGGAACUUGUGUUUUAGUUUUGCUCACUGAGAAAGUAAGUACAGAAUGGAGGUUCACCGUUGGUAUUUUCGAAUUCGUCUGCUUUUUAUUAGGGUAUAUGUCUCUGCCUGGCGUAGCUUAUGUCAAUAGAUUUAAUUCGUGGAGAUUGGUUUACGUCUGGACGUCGGUUCCUGCUAUUUGUUACUCGGUUCUCGCUUAUAUCUUUGUUACCGAGUCUCCAAGGUGGCUUCUAAUGCAAGGAAGACAUCAAGAAGCUAUGGCAAUGCUUACAGGAGUUUCUUCAUUAGAGAGUGGGAAUGAUUUGACAGUAGCUUUAAUAGAAGCUCCGGUGAAUAAACAAAAGGCUUCAAUUUUCCAACUCUACUCGUCGAUAGCCGAGUUGUUUGGGAUAGGUUGGGCUUUAAAGAGAGUUGUGGCGGUAAUGGUGCUUGGUAUUGGAAUUGGAAUGGUGUAUUUUGGUAUGCCAUUAGCAGUUGGGAACUUAGGAUUCGACAUUUACUUGGCCGCUGUGAUCAAUGCCUUGAUGGAAAUACCGGCUUGUGUGGCUACCUAUUUCUUAGAGAACUGCAAAAGAAAACCAUCAAUUCUUGUAUUUUCUGUAGCGAGUGGCGUAUGCUGUAUAAUGUGUGUAGUUGUUGGAUCGGGAAUACAAGAAAUUAGAGUCGGAUUAGCAAUGACAUCGUUUUUCUGUGCUUGCACAGCUUUUAAUGUGUUUCUCAUUUACAUUCUUGAGCUAUUUCCAACAAGUGUGAGGAACACCACAACAUCAUUGGUGAGACAAGCUGUUGUUUUCGGUAACAUUUUCACCCCCUUUUUGAUAUCUAUUGGGAGGAAAAAUGACAUUUACUCUUACGGCGUGUUUGGAGUAGUUAUCAUGCUGUCGUGUUUUACGUUGCUUGGUUUGCCAGAGACGAGAGGAUUAGCUUUUAGCGAUACCAUGGAUCAACAAGAGAAGAAAGACGAUAUGUCGGGAUGAACUGUCUGUCUACUAUGUUUUUAGUUUUUGAAGGGAGUACUUCCAUAAUGGUGAUCUAAUCUAAUGCAUAAAAUUGAUGAAAGCUGUUUGUAGUAGAGUUUAGUGUGUAUGAUAUGUUUCUGUUUUAGUCCCUCAAGCUUGAGGUCUCUCUAUGAUGAUGAGUUUGACAGUUACACUUUGAGCUUCAACAAUCGAUCACAGUAAAUGCAUAUGCACCAAACAAACACACAUAAGAAACAUGACAGUACAUGUUGAACCUUGUCAUCGCUCAGCACAUGUUGCAAGUUGUUGUCAUGACUCAGCACAUGUUGCAAAUUGUAGAAGUAAUUCAUUUGACUAACAUAAUAAUAGACCAAGGUAUCACUAUCUAUCUAUAAUAAUGAGUCAUCCCAAAUUGACACUAUUCUCAUUAACGGGGAAGCCUACCAAAAUUUAUUGAAUAAAAACAGAAAUGAAAUGUCAUAUUCAGUAAUAAUUUGGUCUUUGUGUACAA